Molecule: messenger RNA, 1452 nt
Organism: Microthlaspi erraticum
Lineage: Eukaryota; Viridiplantae; Streptophyta; Magnoliopsida; Brassicales; Brassicaceae
Source: the annotation of a GenBank genome assembly
AUGGUGCUCUCUCACGCCGCCUCGGAGUCUGACGUCUCCGUCCACUCCACGUUCGCAUCACGAUACGUCCGAACUUCACUUGCCAGGUUUAGGAUGCCGGAAAACUCGAUUCCGAAAGAAGCGGCGUAUCAGAUCAUCAACGACGAGUUGAUGCUUGACGGCAAUCCAAGGCUUAACUUGGCCUCCUUUGUGACGACUUGGAUGGAGCCUGAGUGCGAUAAACUCAUCAUGGCUUCUAUUAACAAGAACUAUGUCGACAUGGACGAGUACCCCGUCACCACCGAACUCCAGAACCGAUGUGUUAACAUGAUUGCACAUCUAUUCAAUGCACCGUUAGGAGAGACGGAGACAGCCGUCGGAGUAGGAACAGUUGGAUCAUCGGAGGCCAUAAUGUUGGCCGGUUUGGCCUUCAAGCGAAAAUGGCAGAACAAGCGUAAAGCCGAAGGCAAACCUUUCGAUAAACCCAACAUUGUCACCGGAGCCAAUGUUCAAGUGUGCUGGGAGAAAUUCGCUAGGUACUUUGAGGUUGAGCUUAAGGAAGUGAAACUACGUGAAGGAUACUAUGUGAUGGACCCGGAAAAGCUGUUGAGAUGGUCGAUGAGAACACUAUAUGUGUUGCGGCCAUUCUUGGUUCCACUCUUAAUGGAGAAUUCGAAGAUAUGGGAUACACCGAUCCAUGUGGAUGCAGCAAGCGGGGGAUUCAUUGCACCGUUUAUAUAUCCAGAAUUGGAAUGGGACUUUAGAUUGCCUUUGGUGAAGAGUAUCAAUGUGAGUGGUCACAAGUAUGGACUUGUGUACGCAGGUAUUGGUUGGGUGGUUUGGAGAAACAAAGAGGAUUUGCCUGAAGAACUCAUCUUCAACAUCAACUACCUUGGUGCUGACCAACCCACUUUCACUCUCAAUUUCUCCAAAGGUUCGAGUCAGGUCAUAGCUCAAUACUACCAACUUAUCCGAUUGGGACAUGAGGGUUAUAGAAAUGUGAUGGAGAACUGCAGAGAGAACAUGAUCGUCCUAAGGCAAGGACUUGAGAAGACAGGAAGGUUCAACAUCGUGUCAAAAGACGAGGGAGUGCCACUUGUUGCUUUCUCGUUGAAAGAUAACAGCUCUCACACUGAGUUCGAAAUCUCCGAAAUGCUUCGCAGGUAUGGAUGGAUUGUGCCGGCAUACACAAUGCCUCCAAACGCACAACACAUAACUGUUCUCCGAGUGGUCAUCAGAGAAGAUUUCUCAAGAACACUCGCGGAGAGACUUGUGAUCGAUAUUGAGAAUGUGAUGCGUGAGCUAGAUGAGCUUCCCGCGCGAGUGAUCAAGAAAAUUUCACUCGGAGAGGUCAAGAGUGAAGAUAACGAUGAUAACUUGAUGGUUAUGGUGAAGAAAAGCGAUUUGGAGAAGCUCAAAGAGAUCAGCAAUGGCUCGACCAAGCCUGUCUCAGACAAGCCCAUUUUUUGUUGA